This is a messenger RNA of Besnoitia besnoiti, 10620 nucleotides long. RefSeq lists its product as uncharacterized. The record is from RefSeq and is a predicted model, not a curated record. The coding region runs from base 1 to 10620 and encodes 3539 amino acids. NCBI's taxonomy places the organism in Eukaryota, Apicomplexa, Conoidasida, Eucoccidiorida, Sarcocystidae. The transcript is spliced from 7 exons.
AUGGCGCCUCCCCUGGUUUCUUCGCUCCUUCCGGAGUCCAGCCCCAGGCACGAGGCUGAGGAGGCGGCUGCGGCUCGCGAGGUGACCGGCAGCGAGGUCUGCGGCUUCGCUGCGGGCUCGGAGGCCUCCUGUCCCGUCUAUGGAGCCCACUGCGGCGCGCCCUCCCCCGGAGAGGGCGAGGAGGUCAAUCGACUCGCGGCCCUGAUUCGCAGCGUCGAAAGCGGGCGCCCGUCUGCGUACCGGCGCGCGGUUCGGGGCUUGGCGGCGAAGCUCCGGCUUUACGAGGCCACGCGCCGCGGGUGCCGCUGCACCCGCGCCCCGACGACCGGCGCGUCGAAGGGCCCUUUCUCUCGCGCGUCGGUCUCACCGGAAAGACGCGACUUUGAAGGAGAAUCUGACGCGCAGGGAGGCGCCCGGCGCGAGGCGCAGGGGGCGGGCGAGAGAGGGGAUGUCUGUCCGGCGACGGGCGCAUCCUGCGAGAACGACGCCGAUGCCGCGAACGCCGCGCUUCACAGACACGCAGGAAGGGUGCGGGCAGGAGACGCAGGGGGCAGCGGCGAAGGCCCGCGGGGGGACAGGCAACCCCCGCCGCGGCGGGACGCUGUCUCCGGCUGCGACUCGCCCGUGUGCGCGUCGCGCACGUGGCUGCACCACGCGCUGGCUGCCGCGCUCGCUCGCCUCGUCCAAAGAGGCGUGGAAACAAACGGCCUCGCCGCGACCGCCGCAACCGCUGAAGUCGCCCGUGACGACGAGGUGGCGUUGGGGGCGCGAGAAGAAGAAGAGAACCAGGACGCUCUGCUGCAAGGCCUCCAACUCGUCAAAGCGCUCUGCGAGAUGGACUCGCAGUAUCUCCCGGCCUUCCACGGCCUGGGGAUGGUCGCGCACCUGAACAGGCUCCUCUCGCGCCUGUUGGAGGCGUCGAGAAGAAGUCAGGCUUCCAGGGUAAACGACGUGGAAACUCUUUGCAGUCCGCCGUUGUUUCGAACUCCACACCCCGCCCUCGCGCCCACCGUGACUGAAGUCCUCCAGACUUUGCUCACUCUGUCGCCUGCGCGAGACCCCGCGAGGGCCCUGGUGUCUCCUUCCCUCCUCCUCUGUACAGCCCCGUCGGGCGCGAUUGGCGCCAACCGCAUGUGGGCCCAGGGCGCCGCAAAUGUACAGGCGUAUCCCACGCCUACGGGAGGCUGCGCCGGCGCGAGCGGCGCGGGCGGCGCGUCCUCCGCUGUCUCCGAUGCCUCCGCCUUCGCCGAAGCGCCUCGCCUAGCCGCGGCUGCGUUCCCAGCGUCGCGCGCGCCCGCGCAUCGCGAUAGCCACCCGCCUCUGCCUUCGGAUGGUGCGCCUCCACCCGCGGCGUCGCAGGGGCCCUCGCCCUGCGCUCUGCCGUCGACCGGCUCGAGCGCGGCUCCCUCGCGCGCAGGCCUGGCGGAGGCCCGCGGCCUCGGCGCCCGUGCGGAGUGGGGGGCCGCCCGCCCCGAUGAGUUCCUCGCCGGCAACGGCAGUCGCAGCGCGGAGAGGGGGGGAGAUGCCGGCACUGCGGGACAAGUGUCUCUAUGCGUGGCGGCUCGCCCGGCGCCGAGGAGUGUGGUUCCCGCUAUCGUCCACGACCCGCGGAUUCUCGCCUGUCGCCCCGAAGACUCUCGCCGCACAUCGGGCUCUUCGACCCCGCGGGGCGAGACCCGCGACAGCAGCCCGCGAGCCCCCAGGCGGGCCCUCCGCGCCCUCUCCUCUCCGUCGGCUGCUGCGACGCCCUCCUCGGCCGCCUCUUCGUGCCCCGUCUCGCCCCUUUUUCUCAAAGUGCCCGACAGCUCGUUCACUCUGUGCGCGGUCCCUGCACCUGCGUCGCCGGCUACCUACGGCGAGCGUGGAGACAGGGCACUCGAGCAAGAAGGCGGGGCCUUGCCGGCCUCAGAGUCUCGCGGCUACCUGCGACUGGAGCAGCCCUCUGCGGGCGUCUCGCCCCGUACCUCCGCACUUCCAGCUUCGGCGGAGCCCUCCGCCUCUCCGCUAUCGCCUCGCCGGGCUCGCGCAGCGUCGCCUGCCGCGGCCCGCGGCGCGGUCCUCGGGGCGGAGGGCGGGCUCGGGAGGCGGGGGGAGGCGACGGCCGGUUUAGACGCGGCUGCGGACUCGCUGAGGAAGCCUCGCGGCGUAGGGGGGCGCAGAGCGUGCGACGAACGCGGAGAAAGAGGGCGCGCCGCUCGCGACUGGAGAGGCUCGCAGACGCGCUGCGCUGGCGAGGAAGCCAGUGAGACGCGGGGCGUCCACGCGUCUGACGUCGAGCUCCUGCAGAGUCUGUGCGAGGCGUUCUCUGCGCCUUCCUUGCCUUCUGCGGACGCCAUCCGCCUCGCGACGUGUCUUCCUGUCGAUGUGCUUCCUGACCUGCAUCCCGUCGCGCGGCUCGCUGUUUCCCGCUCUCUCUGGCGUCAGCACGAGAGACUCGCUGCGUCGCCCUGGUCGCCCUCGUCAUUCAGCUCGUCACCGGCGUCUUCUUUGUUCUCCUUUCGCGCCCUCGCGCCCUCUCAACUCAAGAGGCGAAAGCAGGCCCUCGCGCUGGCCCCGCCGGCCUGUCUCCUCCAGGCCCUGGGUCAGGCGCUGGCGAACGCCGGAGACGCCCUAGAGGAGACAGGGGGCGGCGGUGUGGGGUUCGCCUCGGUGUCUCUGUUUCGCCAGGCGAGCGGAGAGGGGCCGCAGACCAGCUGGCUGCACCUCGGCAGCGUGAGAAGACGAAACGGACACGAGAAGGAAUGCAUUCCUUCGCUUCUCCGCGCCGCAAACGCCACACUCGAAAAUUUGAGGGAGGUUUUAAGUGUCGCCUCGUGUGCCUCGCCUCGGGGCGGCGGUCUGCCUCUCGCGGGGCAACCGGUCGUGCCCUUCUCAGCUGCCUCCGUGUCUCCUCGCACCUCGGCGUCUUCUCCCCUGCGCUGCGGCUGCUGCGCGGACUUCCCCUGUCGCGCGCUGCUUGCCUCGCUGGUGACGCGGGCCUUCGCGUCGGCGCUGACGGAGCCUGAGGCCCUGCCGCAAAUCCGCCGCCUCCUCGCGCUGUGUUUGCAGGUUCACCGCCUCUUCCUGAAGCGCCUACCCGCAGAGGAACCGCGGCCUUCGUCGCGCCUGGCGGCCGGCGAUGCGGCGCCCGCGGAGGCCUCGGAGUCUCCCGCUGAGGAGAGGCCGUCGCUCUUUGCGGCGGAGGAGGCUGCGCACGUCGGCGCGCUCUUGCGCAGAGCGGCAGAGAGGUAUUUCCCGCAGGAGCGAGACCGAUUCGCACCGGUCGCCGAGGCAGCGACGGCGACGACUGUCUCUCGGCGGAAGAUCGCAGGCGAGAUGAAGCUCCUCCUGGAGAGAGUGCCCGCCGUGGGCGGCUCCGGCGAAGGGCCUGAAGACCCGACGAGGGUCGCGAGGGGAAGGACAGAGACCUUCGGCGACUCAGGAGACGAGGAAGGAACGCUUCAAGUCUCUACGGCCUCUGCGUUGACGCCCGAGCAAGACACUUUUUUAGACAUUUUCUGGCUCGCGCUCGCCUCGAUCCCGGCGCCGCUCCGACUGACCUGGCUGGCGGAAUCUCGCCUCCUUCCGCAUCUCCUCUUCUUCCUGUUGCGAAGCAACGUCCUCUUCGCUCGCUCGCGUCUCGUGCCUCUUCUCCUCCAGCCUCUCUUCACCGCCUGUUGCGCGAGAUCAGCGAGACUCGACGCCGAGAGCCGCGGCGACGGGCUGCGUGAGGCGUUUCCGUCGUCGCCUGCUUCCGCCGCAGAGGCCCUGUGCGCGGCUGGGUGCCAGGCGCCGGCCGGAGACACCAAGUGCGCCUUUUCUUCGGGGAAAGCGUUCUUCCACGCCUCGCUCAUGAUCGACGCGCUUCUUGCGCUCUGGCUCCAACUCGGCGGCGGGGGUCCGCCCGCGUGGACCUGCGCUCCCCAACUCGCGCGCGCGGAGGCGCCCAGACGCGAAGAAGACAGCCAACAGCCAGACGGAGGGAGACCGGCGCAUGCGGAGACCCUCGACAAGGCGUUCAUCGGAGGCAGGUUGCCACAAGAAAGUGUGGACGCGCCUCGUGCAUCCUUCAGCGAGGCCUUCGCCGAGGCUGUCGUCGCAUGCUUCCAGGCACGGCACCAGAGUUUCGAAAACGUUCGUGCCCUUCUUCCCUUUAUCUCCUCCUGCACCUUCACAAGCUGGAGAGACAGCGAAAACGCGUCAGGCGGACAGCGCGCCGCGAGGGUGCCGUCGCCGAAGCGAGCGCCUGCUGCGUGUGGCGCUUCUCCGCCACCCGGCGUCUCGCAGGACACGGCCCCCGCUGCCGCGGGCGCGGCGCUUUUUCCACUGUAUCUGUUUCUGCUGGGCAACCCGCGAGGGCCUCGCCGGCCGCAGAGUCCGCACGCGGACGCCAGCGGCUUCGGUGCGGAAGAAGAAGAGGAAGAAGACGCGGAGGGGCGACGCGACGCGGCGGACGCCCACGAGCGGCUUCGAGUUCUUCUGCACGCGCUCGUGAACGCCGUUUUCCACUCCGCCCUCCAAGCCCUCGCCCGCCUGCGCGGGACGUGUGCUGCACCGUCGCUGCCCGUGUCGGUCAGUUUGCUCGCACUUCUGGCGCUCCUUACGUGCCCAAACUCUCGCGUCGCGGCCGUCUUCUUUUCGCGAGUCAGCGAGAUGCUCCUAGACUUCCCUCCGUUCUCUCCGUCCGGCGCUCGCCGGCUGUCUCCGUUGGCGAACGCGACGUCGCCGGCGGCCGACGGCCCUUCUCCGCGACCGUCUUCGCCUGCGGCGCCUUCGUUUGUUUCUUCACCCUCCGCGUUUGCGCCUGCAUUGGCGUCUUUGCUGCUUUCGCCGGACUUCAUCUACGAGCUGUGCGUCAGCGGCCCGCCCGCGGCGCGCGCCUUCCUCAAGUCGCGCGUGGUGCCCUUCCUGCUGCGCGUGGGCGGUUUUUUCGGCAGCCACGACGACAUCUCGACGCGCAGCGCCUUCUGCUCCGAGGCGCUCUGCGCGCUGGACUUCGUUGACCUGUGGGAUCCCGUCCUCCUUCCGCCGCUUCUCGCGCUUCCGGAGGACGCAUGCGCCUCUUCGCCAUCUUCUUCGCGGCCGCCCAGAUGGCCGGGCUCCGCGGAAGGCGGCGCCAGCGUCGCCGUUCUCGCGCGCUUCUCGGCUGCGCAGCUGCUCAGGCGCCUCUUCUCGGUGCAGGCCGCGGUGCGGAGGGACGCGGGCGAGGCGCUCCGGCUGCAGGCCCAGGGCCUCGCCUCGGCGGCGGCAGCGCUGGCGGCCUCCUCGCCCUUCUUCGCCUUCUCGCCGUCGUGCUCGCCGCCCGCCCGACGCGCCGCGGCGGCCCUCGCGGGCGCGGCGGCGGCGCGCGAGAGGGGACGUGGAGGCGAAGCAGAGCGAAAAGGCCGCCAGCGAAAUGGACCCAGAGACGCGAGGGCCCCGCGGGCCGCUUCGCGGGGCGAGGUGGGGGAGCCGGCGGAUCCUCUGGGGACCGCGGCCGCGCACUGGCGGACGCAGGGCCGCGAAGAGAUGCAGCGCCUCGUCGUGCGCGACCUCGUGUGGCGGCAGGCGGAGAUCGACGUGCUGGUGAGGGCGUUAGCCAACCCGAAACUGGAUGCCCAGACGAAGCUCCAGUCGCUCCAGGCCCUGAGUGUAUACCUCGCGUCGUGCCCCUCGGAAGGCGCCCGCUUUCUCGCCUCUCCCGAUUUCUUCACAGGGGUCGGCGCUGGAGAGACUUCGGGCGCGGCCGCGAGCGCCGCAGCCGCACGCGACGCCUCUCCGGGGCCGAACGAGCGGGACGGCGCGCGGCUGGCGGGCACCCUGCAGGGCCUGAGAGGCGCGAGCUCCCUGGCGACCACGCGCGCUGCCCUCCGCAGACUCUCUCUGGGCAGCCGCGCGCCCGACGCCGCAGGCGCGCAGGCGACGUCGGUGAUUUCCUCUGUCCAGCUGCUGCCUUCGCUGCUUUCGAUGUUUUUCGCGCUCUGCGUCGAAGCAGUGUCGGCCGUGGGCGGGACGUCUUCCAUUGUCCUCGAGCUCCUCGCAGAGGCGUUGCGUCUCUUUGGGGUCUUCCUGCUUGUCCUGCCCACGCGCGGCAGGGUGUCGCUGCAGCUGCAUGCGCACCUCGAGAGCGAGCUGGUCGCCUCAGGAAUCCUGGGCGCACUCGCGCUGUCCCCGGCGGCGGCCGCCUCCGCCGCUGUUUGCUUCCACAGCAUGCAGCUCGCCGGGCUCCUCCUCUUCUCGCCCUUUCACACCUUCCUCUUCGCCUCGCGGCUCUCCCCCCUGGAGCCCGGCCUGGCGCCCCUGCUCGCGGAGCCGCCCGCCAGCCGACUGCGGGGGGCCGCCGCACCCCUCGAGCCACGCCCCGCGACCCCCGGCGAGGCGCGGGUCUCCUCGUGGGCGUUCCCUGGGGCCUCGGCGCGGCUGGCGGCUCGGGCUCCGCCCGCGCGGGCCGCGACCGCGCAGGGCGAGGGCCGCGCGCUGCGGCUCCUCGUCCCCUGCUGGGUGACCAAGACGUAUCUCUUCCCGCUUCCUCUGAAACAGGUACAGCUCCGCUCCGCCAGCCUGUGUUUCUGGGAUGCGCGGCCGCAAAACGUCGCCUUCGAGCUCGCCGCAGACGCCUGGGCGCACGUCGGCUCUCUCCUCGCCUCAGGCGCGCUCGCUCCGGCGCCUCAUGUGUCGCGUGAACUUCCCGAAGAGACACAUGGCCGCGGGGAGAUACAGGGCGGCGGGGAGAGCCGGGAGCGAGUCGACGACGCCUGUGACGCGGCGGCAUGGGGUGUGGUGCGGGCUGGAGAUGGCAGUUCAGGAAGAGACGGGUCCAAAGACGUUUGCAGCCCCAGGAGGCAGAGCCGGCGCGAGGCCUUUCCGAUAUUCUUCGUGGAUCUUGUGGCGCAGGCGCUGGCGGGUUGUGCGCCGCGCGAAGGCGACAGAGAGACGCCAGGCGGGUGCGCCGACGAGCGAGACGACGGGAUGUCUCCGGCGGACUCGGCGCUUGCGCCUUGGGCGAUGCCGGCGCUUCUCAUGUCGCUCGCGGAGACGCAAGGCCUCGCACUCUCGAGAUCCCGGCAGGUCGCGCUCGCCCGCGAAGCGCCAUUCCUCAGCUUGAGGCUCCCCGACAGCGUGCGUGAGUUGAGCGCCCUAGCCGAGGGAGACGGCGGCGACUCCUUCGUCUCCGCUGCGAGCGCCGCAGCCGCAGGCGCCCUCCCGUCUGGCAGCUCAUGGCGGGCGACGCCGCUGCCGGUCGUGGGUCUUGCGCGCUCGAAUCUGCUCCUCACGCCCCGCGUCGCGCAGUUGCUCCUCGAGCCAGAUUCUCGGUACUUCUCUCUCUUGCUUCAGCUGGUUCGGCAGCCGCCGCCUCUGCGGACUGCGCGCUCGCUGCUGCGUGGUUUGAGCGCUGAAGAGGCGGAACGCAGCGACGACGACGGGUUCGCACGCGUCUGGCGCAACGAGGCCGAGGAGGAGAUUGCGGGGGUCUCUCACCCCGCAGACGUUCCUUUUCUCGAGGCGGUGAAGGCUGCCGACUUGCUGCUUCGCGUGCUAUCCGAAGAGGCGCUGGCCGCCGGCGGCGCCACGUGCUGCAAGGGCGACAGGGCGAGGCGCCUGGCUCUCGAGCGCGGGGGGAAGGGGACAUCUACAGAGAGGGACGCAGCAAGAAGGCGACUGAAAAGUGAGAGACUUGCGAACUGGUCGACGGGCUCUGCUCCGUGGGAUGGCGAGAACUUGCCGCCUUCUCUGCGGCUUGCCCUCGCCAGCCUCGCGGACGCGGCGGCGCAGCGCAUUCUGCCGUUUGUGGCGGACCAGGCCUCGCAACUCGCUGAGGUUCUGGAAGAGAAAGACCGACGCGCAGCUGCCCUCGCAUCCCCCCUCGCCGAUCGAGAGAGAACGGACAGAGACGCCCGCCUGAAUGGCGCCUCUGAGUCUCCUCUCCCGGGCGACGGCAAUCUCCAAGGGGAAGCAUGCGCGCCCGCCAGUCAGCCUCCAUCCUGGAGUUCGCCUGAGACUUGCCGGCGAGCGAGCGCAGCGAGCUGCGUGCGUGAGCUAGAUCUCCUUUUGGCUUGCAUCGAGUUCCUUCUCCGCUUGCUGCCUCUCGUUAUGCGCCAGAGCGUACAAUGGUGUGACGUCGGUCUCCUGCCAGCAGCUGCGGACGGGCACCUAUCGGGCCCGUUGGGCUCCUGUUUCUGCUGCUGCGUCCGCACCGUGGAUGUCCCUCGCCUCUUCGCGGACUUGUUCCGCAUCUCCGGCGACCUCUCGACUCUUCGCCGGCGGGCCUUCGACCUCGCCGAGUGCCUCUUGUUGCCCCUAAAAGCCCGCCAGCCCUCGGAGAUCCUUGGCUCUGCGCACGCCACGCAGCGCGCGCGGAAGAGACAGGCGGAGACACGCGGUCGCGCCGCCCGGGACGCGCGCGAGGACAGCGGCGACUCGGGGCUUGGUGGUCAGUGGGAGCCUCAGUCCAGAGAGUAUCUAGAGAGGGAGUUGCUUUUCCACCUGCAGACUGCAGAGACCUCGGAGCGCGCCUCAGACCUCGAGGAGACCCUUGCGGGCGCCCCACUUUCGGCGUCUCCCUCCGCACGUUUUUCAGCGUCGCUUCGUGUUGUCUCUCUGCAAGGCAAGCGACCUGUCUCCCAGGCUCUUCGGCUAGCGACAGCGGUCAUUCUGCCUCUCCCUCGCGGCGAAGGACGACCUGGAGCCCUGGUCGCCAGCCGCCGAGCCGCGUUGUCUGCGUGGGCGCACGCAGCGAGCUACUGGAUGGCUGAUAGCGCUCCCGAGGUCCGUGAAGCCGCGUGGCGUCUCCUCGCGGAUCUCUGUUCGUUUACUUCGCUGGCGCAGGACGAGGACGAGGCGCCGAGCGCCACUUCGAUUCUGGCUUCAAAGGGCGCGUCGCCGCGGUCGGAGUCUCUUGCAACUUCCCAGGCGUCUUCUGCACGUCUCGCAUCUCUUCCGCCGGAUGCGUGGCAGUCUCUGCUUGUCGCGAGCGCGGAGGCGGUGCAACGUGUGGUCGGGGAGUGCCCGCAGGACCCUGCAGCGAACCCGCCCAGGGUCCCUUCAGGGGCAACCGUGUUUGUGGAGCCCGAGGAGACAGCAGGCCUGGAGCCCAAGGCUGUCGCCGGCGCCGCCGACGAAGCGUGCACACGAGGGACAGCGCUGCCCGCGGGGUUCUGCGCGCUCUGCCCCGAGAGUCUCGCGGAGUCCGUCGCCGCGGCGCUGUUCCUUUCCACUGCAGUGGAGCUGCUAGGCUCGUAUUUUGAAUUCGAAAAGCAGCAUGCCGCGCGCACAAGCGUCAGCGCAGAAACGUUUUCAACUACGGGGAAACAUCGCAGUUUCACAGAAGAGGAUGGUGCUGGAGGGCGCCAUGCCCUCGGCCUCAUACACCCCCCGGCGGUGACCGAAUCAGAUCAGGAGAUGCGCGGCAGAGGCGAGCGAGAGCCAUUGGAGCCGGAGGAAGAAGCGGACGUCGUUGCGCUUGAGGCGUGCCUGAACGCUGUACACAGUUGGCUUUGCAGCCCGAGAUUCUUGUGUGGAGUUCUGCCGCUUUUCCUUCCGCUUGACGGCGGUAUAUCUUAUGCGCUGUCUCCUUCCCCGAGGGCCCUCUUCCCACGCCCUGCGGAGGCCAAGCUAGCCGGGAUACGCCUGUUUCGCCUCGCGCUCUCGCUGUCGCCUGCACCCGUUGUUUCUCUCCUUGCUCGUGAGCCAACUGACCCUCGCCUUUGGCUCCGGUCUCCCUCCACAGACGCGUUCACUCGCGGAGAGGGCUCGCGGCCGGCGGCGUCCCUCGAGGGCGCGGCGGGACUCGAGCGCCGGCGCUGGGGCCUGUGGGAGGCGCUUGUCGCCGCAGUCAGACCCGAUCCAGGGGACAUGAGCGACCAGGAGGCGGCGGAGGGCGCGCUUCGGAACGCAGGGAGCGGCAGCCUCAAGGGGCACGAGGCGUGUGCGGCGGGGUCGCGCUCCGUUGCUGCCGGCCUCGAGGCAUUGGAAUCGAUCCUCGAAGCGGGCGCGAAAGACCGCGACAGUUUUCAGCUCAUUUGUGCGGAGUCGCCGCUGCUUCUGCACGCUCGCAUGCUGGUUGAAGGCGUCCUCAGACGUGGAUUUUCCAUCCUGACCGACCAUGGCAACGGCGCCUGCUGCUGUGUGGCUGUCGAGAGACACGAGAGAGCCCGGCGAAACGGGAUAUCCUGCGGCGCCACGGGCAGGCACAGAGCGAGGCCCUCCGCCGGGGGCAGACCGGCGUCUUCGGCGUACCCUUUGUCUCGCAUUUUGCAUGCGUCAGCUCCUGGGCGCUGCAUGCUGGCGGCGCGCCGGGCUCGAGAGACAACCGAGUUGCUCGCGCAGGUCGGAUUCCUCGUCGAGCUACUUCUCAGACUGUUUCGCCUUCUCCAUCCCCAGGCGCUCGACUCGCUCCCGCCCGCUGCCGCGGCCGUAUUCGAGCGGAGAUGCGCCGACCGUGUCCCCGUCCCGCGCCCUGCCGUCCCCUUGGAGCCCUGGGCCGUCGGAGGGCGGCAAGGGCCCGUCUCGAGGCGCGAGGCUGCAGGCGUCGCGCAGGAAGUUGCGUGGCGAGAGUUAUGGAGCGCCGACGCGCUUUGGCUCUUUAUUCUUUACUGUAUCCAGGUAGGCACCGUAGCUGGCGAAUCGAGAGACGAUGUAUCCACUCGAAAGAGCGCUCUCUAA